GCCCAGCUCUCAACACCAGACAGAAGCAGCUAAUACCCCUGUCUGUCAGGGCCGCUCAAAGACCAAGUGAUUGGUGAUGACAAAUGAGGCAGUCACACAGGUCCAGCAGCUACACGGCAGCAGAGAGCGAGAGGGAGGGAAAAGAGAGGAGGCGGGGACUGGAAGGAGCAUGUGAUGUCGCCUCACAGCAAAAUCGUUCACAGGCAGCGGGGGUUGUACUGUGUGGAGUCAGCUUGGAGCCUGGGAGGGUGAUCUGGUUUCCUCCCACAGUCCCAAGACAUCCAGCAGAUCAUGAACAGACCAUGACAACACCUGUGAGAGCUGAACAAAGAGAAGGAAAGUGUCUGCUACGGGACAGACUUCCACCUGCAGCUGCACCGAGAGAAAUCCAGACACACAGGUGGCACUGGAAAGAAAGAACAUACCAGUCUCAAUUUCUCUCUCUCUCUGGCCGAUUGCCAUGCAAGACUGAGUCAGAAGGACAACCUCCCUCCACACAACCUAGAUACAGGGACAUUUCUGAACUGUCCAUGACAAUGCCGGUGGUCAAAGUGGAGAAAGACUCUCCAGCAGACAACACCUUCUCUGCCUCCAACCUUCCACUGCAGUCAGAGGAGCAGCCCCGAGGCCGGAGAAGGAAGAGACCUCUGCAGCGAGGGAAACCCCCUUACAGCUACAUCGCACUCAUUUCCAUGGCCAUAGCCAACUCCCCGGACCACAAGAUGACUUUGGGGGGAAUCUACAAGUUCAUCACAGAGCGCUUCCCCUUCUACAGAGACAAUUCCAAGAAAUGGCAGAACUCCAUCCGUCACAAUUUGACUCUCAAUGAUUGCUUCAUCAAGAUCCCCAGAGAGCCGGGGCGACCAGGGAAGGGCAACUACUGGGCCUUGGACCCGAACGCAGAGGACAUGUUUGAGAGCGGCAGCUUCCUGAGGCGCAGGAAGAGGUUUAAGCGCUGCGACUUGAGCACUUACACCUCAUAUGUCCAAGAGACACCCGUUUUCUCUCCUGUCCAGAUCGCCAGAUCGGCCGCAUACACCAACUCAGUGUACAACAACAUGACAGUCAGUCCGUCCUACGGGCAGCAGCUGAGCUCUGCCUAUUACCCGUCUUCCUCUCCGCCCGGGUUCGGACCUGCUCAGAACCGCAUGUUCAGCAUCAACAACCUGAUCGGACACCAGACUCCAGCCAGCAUGCUGGGAGGUCAAGGGCCAGAGGUGAUGCAGCAGCCCGGGCGGAACUUCAGUCCCGAGGGCCUCCCGAACGGAUCCAGUCCCUGCAGCCUAGGAGCCCCAGCUUUCCAGAGCCAACCCUGUGGAGGGCCGGUAUCGUCGCGCUCCGCUACGCAUCCCGGGUUCACCUACUCCGGGCCAAACGGCCACCCGCACCACCAUACACACCAGAGCUCGUAUGGACAGGGCCACACUCAGGGGUAUGCAGCGGCGGGGCGCCUCCAUUCCUCAGCCCACGGGUCAGUGGAGGCCAUGGACCAUUACGGCAGGGUCUCCCCAGUGCAGUUGGGCUCUUUCUCCCAGUAUAACAGUGCCGCAGGUCCGAUCGCCAACACUGGGGGUUAUCUGAGACACCCAACGUACCCGGGGAAUAUGGACAGGUUUGUGUCUGCUAUCUGAGCUCCUGAGAAUGUAGACGCGAGCAUCUCACCGCCACGUUCACAGGACAUUCGAGACUUGAGCGGCAGCCAGUGAGCGAGACCUUUCUGAACGCAAAUGUGAUCGUCUUUCUUUGUACAUGACAUUUGUUCAGGGCAAAACUGAGAAGCCAGAUUUUUAUUUUUUAUUCUGACACCGCUGUGAUUUAACACAUUAACCCUCCAACCCAUUGUUCUAUAUUGUUGAUGCUAAUUUACUUUGAGAUACAUGCUAUGAAUUUGGAUUUGAAUGUCCGGGCCUCCUCACACUAUGUGAGUGUAAAUAUUAUCUACUACCGUGUGUGGUUGCAAGCUUAUUUUUGUGUCAUGAAUUGAAUGUGCAAGUUUAAUAUUUACAACACUAGUGAGUGUAAAUGAGACUUUGAAAUAUUAGUAUAAAUUAUUAUGCUUCAUGGUCGUCGACUUUGCAAUACGUGGCUUGUAUGAAGAACAUCAGAUUUAGCACAUUUGCAUGUAAUGUAAUGCAUAUUAGGUUGUCUUUUUGGAAAUAAACAGAAUUAUUUAGCACUUUGGUUCUUCAAGAAUAAAAUAUUUAAAAUAUUGAUGUAUAAUUGCUGUUCCGAUUUAAGCAUGUGUGCCAACAUAUUACCCUAGAUUUGAAACGUCUUAUAAUGUCUAAUGUGUUUUGGCAAAUAUUUAAUUUCAAACCGUUUUACUUGCAAGUUAGA
Molecule: messenger RNA, 2337 nt
Organism: Pseudoliparis swirei
Lineage: Eukaryota; Metazoa; Chordata; Actinopteri; Perciformes; Liparidae
Gene: foxe1
Product: forkhead box E1
Exons: 5
Coding region: 84-1631 (515 amino acids)
Biological process (GO): anatomical structure morphogenesis; cell differentiation; regulation of transcription by RNA polymerase II
Molecular function (GO): DNA-binding transcription factor activity, RNA polymerase II-specific; RNA polymerase II cis-regulatory region sequence-specific DNA binding
Source: RefSeq, a predicted model, not a curated record